Messenger RNA from Humulus lupulus (European hop), 1567 nucleotides. RefSeq lists its product as uncharacterized. Gene Ontology annotation, molecular function: polysaccharide binding. Lineage: Eukaryota; Viridiplantae; Streptophyta; Magnoliopsida; Rosales; Cannabaceae. The coding region runs from base 297 to 1208 and encodes 303 amino acids. The transcript has 3 exons. The record is from RefSeq and is a predicted model, not a curated record.
AAUAAUUCUCCAACAACAAAAAAGAGAAAGAAACCCUUAAUCAAUUCAAUUCAACCCAGAUUCUUCAACAUUACAUGUGAAUAAAGUCACUCCCAAAUCAUCACCUUUAAAUUAAAAAAAAAAAAAAAAAAUUCCUUAUUUUUUCUCUCUCAGACUACCUUAAGCAAGGUAUCAAUAUCAGCACUACUAUCUCCCAACGCAAACUUUUUCUAGCUCCUACCUCCCAUUACUCAACAAACACCAAAUUUGUCAUCUCUCUCUCUUUCUCUUCCUCUUCUCCCCCUCUCUUCUCAUCCAUGAUCAAUUUUCUUAUUUUGUUCAUACUCUCACCAAUAUUACUACUUGCUCCACUAAUUUCAGGUGAUAACGACCAAUCAAACAAAUGUAGAUCAUACUGUGGCAACAUAACAAUUGCUUACCCGUUUUCACUUCAAAAUGGAUGCGGGCACCCGGGUUACCGAGACCUCUUAUUUUGCAUGAAUGAUGUACUUAUGUAUCACAUAAGUUCCGGAUCCUAUCGGGUCUUGGAUAUUGACUACGCUUACCAAGCCAUCACACUCCAUGAUCCACACAUGUCCACGUGCGACGCCAUCGUGCUCGGUGGUCGAGGCAAUGGCUUCGCUGUCGAGUCGUGGCGGGCCCCGUACAUGACGCCGGCCGCCGACAACGUGUUCAUGCUUAUCGGUUGCUCCGCCCGAUCACCGCUCUUUCAAGGGUUCCCGGGUAAGCAUUUGCCAUGUAGGAAUGUUUCAGGCAUGAGUUGUGAGGAGUAUUACGGGUGCCCGGCAUGGGACAUGGUGGGCCAUAAGCGUAUGGGCUCAAUGUUUGGGGCCGGCCCACCUGAGUGCUGCGCAUUGUCGUUUGAGGCUAUUAAGGCCAUUAAUCUGAGUAAGUUGGAGUGUGAAGGUUAUAGUAGUGCUUAUAGUCUGGCCCCCUUGAGAGUUGAGGGGCCCAAUGAUUGGUUUUAUGGGAUACGUGUGAAGUACUCUGUUCAAGGCAGUGAUGACUUCUGUAGAGCGUGCGAGGCAACUGGUGGCACGUGCGGAUACGGUUCGGACGGCAUUAGGCAGCUUUGCAUGUGUGGCAGCACAAAUUCAACCUCAAACUGCGACUCUGUUAUGACAUCUUCAAGCAAAAUGUUAUACUCUGUGGCUGACACAUUUGCAGGCUUUUUAAUGAGCUUGCUAGCAUGGAUGGCAAUCAUGUAAAUGUCAAUGUGAUAAAAGUGUGUGUGCACUUAGGAAUGUAUGAGUGAGAUUACAAAUCUUUUUAGAUUCAUAUAAUACCUUAAUUUAUCACGAGAGAGCUUUGAGUUGAUAGAUAUGGCUUUUGUUUUCAAAGCCAAAUUUAUUGAGUGACAUUUUCUACUAGUAUUAGAAUCUAUAAUAUAAAGAGUGAAAUUAUUGUAGUUCUUCAUGGACUACUCUCAGUCAUAUCAUUUAUUCAAUUGAACUAUUUUGCUACAGUCUAUACUAUAACAAGGAUGUCUGUGAGCUUAUGAAGAGUGUAUAUUUGUUUGUCUUCAUUUUUUAUCUGAAAAAAAGGGUUUGUCCCACUAAAACACCAA